This is a messenger RNA of Capronia coronata CBS 617.96, 4161 nucleotides long. RefSeq lists its product as uncharacterized. The transcript is spliced from 3 exons. Bases 1 to 4161 code for a protein of 1386 amino acids. The record is from RefSeq and is a predicted model, not a curated record. Gene Ontology annotation, molecular function: protein binding. Lineage: Eukaryota; Fungi; Ascomycota; Eurotiomycetes; Chaetothyriales; Herpotrichiellaceae.
AUGGAUCUCGAAAGUGAACGGAAGCGUCACACCCUCAAGGUUCCGGGCAAGAGAACGUGGUCCCCAGGGUUUCCAGCGCAUUCCCGCGACGGUGUCGAUCAUGCGACACCGACAGCGGGACGACUGCAAAGUGGCGAGCAUCACGAUGGGUCCGAUCCAAAAAGACCCAGACUUUUGACUAUAGCCCCAAGUCGACCACAGACCCAGCCAGAGCCUAACUCUUCGCGAGCUAAGCCGGCGUUGGGGAGUCUACCAAAUGAAAUCCAACAGCACAUAUUCAGUUUCCUGGAUCCCAUCUCGCUCGGACGCAUAAUUCGUGUCAAUCGCUCUUUUCGCUCCCUCAUUGACCCUGCUGCGUCAUUACCAGAGGCAUCUGGCCAGGCUAGACAAUUGACCCUGCGCAGUCAGGACCUGGUCUGGGCGACAUCACGAAAGACCUUUUUCCAAGGAUUUCCCAAGCCUAUGGAUGCAAUGACUGAACUGGAGAUGUGGAGGCUCGCGCUUGGGCGGCGCUGUCAAUACUGCAGUUCGAGGGGUCAACCCGAAAAUAUGUCUCUUUCCACAUCGUCGCCCUGGCACGCUGGUCCUGGACUCAAAAAUGUUCGCACCAUAUGGCCGUUUCGCGUCAGGACUUGUGGUAGCUGUCUAGAGCCGCGACUGGUCAAGGAAACUGAUUUACUUGUCUCGGGUUCGUCUGCGCUACUUCCAGGCCUCCCUUUUGCAAUAUUUACCCCCUCCCUGGAUUAUGUGGCUUCUGUGGUAUUGCGGCAGGUAUCUAUUCCUCCGGACAUCCAGCUCACCAAGUAUUACUUCAAGCCUCAAUUGGAAGAUCUUCAACGCAGCCGAGAUGGCGUUCGAGCCCUGGGAGCUGCCGCCUUGGAGGAAUGGUACAAGGGGCUAGAGGACUUGGGGCAGCAGCAAAUUGCAGCAGCAGCUCGAUUUGACCAAUGGCAACUCAAUUCUCCCUUCUGGAAAACCUCUACACCAGCACGGGGGAACACAUCCCAGGCCGGUUUCCCGCGCGCAUCGAACAUAAUCCAAGACGAGAGACCAUUGCAACUCCUUCCUGGGACCAGGGAUGGACUUCCGAUCCCCCCGCUAGCUAAGUCUGCGGGUUUACUCAAUCCGGGCGCUAUCUCGCACGCGCGACCCGCGGCGCACCUGCUACCGCCUGAGACCAACGUCUAUGCAGUUCAACAUGGCACCGCACAGCCCCCAGCAGGUGUGGACAAUCACACCGGAUCGAGCUCCAUACAAUCUUCCCCGCGGCAUAGAGUCGAGCGAAGCCCGAAAGAAGCAGAAUUGUGCAAAGCAGAGCGCCGAAAAGAAAUAGAGCGUCGCUGCCUAGCUUUUGACCCUCCCAUCAUGCCGUCGACGCUUGUUCAUAUGGAAGCGUUCAAAGCGGCUAUCCUAAUCUCUCAGCCCUUAAAUGACAAUGCGUGGGAUCUUCUCAGACCUCGUCUUCUGGCGCAGCGUUUGGAGGCCGAACAAACCGAGAGGAUGCACAACGCUUCGCUGAACUACUCUACGAUACCCCCUGAAGGACGUCGAGCGCUUGAAGAAGAACGACGCGUAGCUCAAGAAAAUGUCAGCCACAUGUGGCUCGAGUUGAAAGUCCCUGCUCGGGACAAAAUCCAGACAUAUGCUCAAGAGUUCAUCCAUCAGACUUGGUCCGGCGGUCGUGGCGUUACGAAGGCCACUGCCAGUAAGUUUGCUGCCGAGGUCCUUUGCCAUGUUCGGCAGCGAUUUGAUGAGGUGAUCGCCCAGGAAGACAGGAUGCUUGCCUUGAAGGGAACGGGCUUCCCGCAAGACCCUGAAUCCCAGGCUUGCAGAAAAUUAAAGCUGGAGGACAUGAAAUGGACAUUUGAGGAGUAUGUCAAACCGCACACUGAGAGAUUCGGCAAAGAUCUUUUUCUUUGCCGAGUCUGCGACACAAAUCAGAAACUGUUUUCCUUUGAAGCGGUUAUCCAGCACUAUGCCGCAAAACACACAAGUGCUCUGAGCCAUGGCACCGCUGUCGUCUACUGGAGGGCACCUUGGCCUAUCGACCCACCCUUUGACCCGUCUCCCAACAUUCCAUGGAUUCAAGAAGGACUUCGCAAUGUGGAACAGCCUGCUGCUUCUCUCCGGCGUGAUGUGAACUUCGGGUAUCCAGCCUCUGGCCCCCAUCGAAAUCUUCUCGAAACAGUCGCUGCUCUGGCACUCGAGUUCUGGCACAAAUUAGAUGGUAUCUGGGAUCUUUCCGAUGCAGUCCGACUUUAUGUUGUUGUCCAGCAUAUAAAUGUCAUGCUCUUGAGAGAAUCCAAUGUCGAACUGGAUCUCCAUCUGUUCACACGCGCAAUCAUGCAGCAGCCCGAGUUACAAUCGAUCAGGGAUCUUGUCGGACUGGGAUGCAGAACGUGCUCAGAGCUCGGCAAAAUGGCGGCUGCCCCGUUUCCAGGACGGACUCCAAGCCGCUAUUCCCUCCUGGAGCUGUUGGUCCAUUUUCAGCAAGUCCACCUUGAUCUCGAAGGAGCCAGCGCGGAAACUGGCGCAACCCCGUUGUCCUCUUGGGCUCCCGCACGAGCGGACUGGAAGCGAGAUAUGAUAUGGCUGCCAAGUCCAGCCGCUAUCCAAGCCCUCCUGCAUUCCCCAGGGAUUGACCGCGAUAAGCUACAGAUAAUUGCAGACGCGUUUCCGAACUAUUUUGCGCAGCCUUUCCACUGUGUCGGACCAUUGCCAUCGACAUUGAUUCAGGGUGAAACCCAAGUUCCGACAGCACCCAGCGCGCGCUACCUUGAACGCAGAGGGCCCCAUAUCGCUCGCCGCAGUGGUCGUGGUAGUGGCGAUGGGUCGUACAUUGCCCCUACUGAGGAGUCUGGCAUUACCGCGGAAGAUGAAUACGAUCCUCAUCGUCCGGCCCCCACAUUUAGGCGGUCGCAGCACCAUGAGGUUCGACAUCCAAUGCAAUCCCCUCCCAGGGAAAGUACCAGACAUGAAGAACUGCCGUACUAUCCUGAAAGGGCCCCCAUAUAUCGUCAGUACUACUACCAGAAUGCUGAUUAUGACCGUGUAUGGGAUCAGCAUAGCAGGGACGGUCCUUUGUCUGGAGCUUCAAUGGUGUGGUCUCACGACGAUGGUUCCUCAAGAUUCUCAUACUUGGAGCCCUUGAAUAGAAACAGCGAGACCACUGCCGAAGGCGCCUCUGAAGCAGUCCCUGGAAGCAAAGCGGGAAGCCGACGGUCUCUUCCGCUAGCCGUGGAUACGGAUAAGGCUGGUGCAGGAAGGAAUCUUGAUGGCCAACGCAACAUUGACGAGGAGCCCGCAUCAACUGCAGCCGCAAACUUUCUCGAGGAUUUCGAUCCCACGCGGGGAGAAAUCGCCGUCAGAUUUCCGUCAGACACGGGAGCCUUGCACACCCGCCAGGCUGAGCAGAUUCAUUUGGGCUUGCCCCAUCCUCGGCCCGUCGCCAGACAUGCACAAGAGUACCAAGCCGCUCUUCGUCCCGGCAGCCGGCUCGGCGACAUUGAUCCUCUGCCGAUACGGUUGAACCACAGGCCUGACCUCCGCAGAAACUCCUAUCAAAGGCUCAAUAAGCCCCGUCCGGUGAUCUCGGAAGGAGCUGGACCGGGGACUUCGCGCAGUCUGGUGGCUGAACGCGAGUACAUGGGGAGUCUACCAGAACGAUCACACAGGGCCUCGUUCCAAAGCACGAAUGAAACACUUGACGACAGAGGCGUCGGGUUGACUGGCUCUUCGUACGAGACUCGAUAUUACCCUGAAGAUAACCAAUAUCGUCGGAGCACCAGAAGAUACGAGGCGGCAGGCUCUGCUUCGGCAGAACUCUCGACGCGCAUGGAGCACAGCGGGCCACGCCGAUACAUCGACAGCCGCAGCUGGACUGGCGGAAACGAUGACGACGACGACCGUAGACAAUACUGGCACCGAGACACCAGUCACGAGUACUAUGGUCGUGCCUUUCCACAAGGCCGCUCCGGUGUUGGCGCUGUGUAUGGUGCUGAGCAUCCUUCCGCGAGAGAAAUCGACUUUGUCGGACACGAUGUUCGACAUGCCCGAGGAGAGCAAUUUGUGCCAGAGCACCGGGUUUGGACUGUGGCAGACGACACCCGCGAGGUUGUCUACAAGCCCCUUGACCCGCCUAUGCGAUAUGCUCCUGGCUGA